Pangasianodon hypophthalmus (striped catfish) is the source of this 3390-nucleotide messenger RNA. It is a transcript of the gene trpv4, whose product is annotated as transient receptor potential cation channel, subfamily V, member 4. The record is from RefSeq and is a predicted model, not a curated record. Gene Ontology annotation, cellular component: membrane; cilium. Gene Ontology annotation, molecular function: protein binding; calcium channel activity. Gene Ontology annotation, biological process: osmosensory signaling pathway; calcium ion import across plasma membrane; actin filament organization. Lineage: Eukaryota; Metazoa; Chordata; Actinopteri; Siluriformes; Pangasiidae. Bases 345 to 2909 code for a protein of 854 amino acids. The transcript has 18 exons.
AGCUCUCCCACUUCCAGCCCUGCUUCAUCAGCCGCUCCGUCAAACACAGCAGCUCUUACCUGAUCUGCUGGAGCUCUGAGACCCGCCAUUACAGCGGAUUUAACCGAAAUCGAACGUUCGCGAGGAUUUUUGGCGGGAAAACAAACUUUUUUUUUUUUUUUUAAAUCAAUCGAGCGCGCGCGAUUCAAUCAGUGUAUCAGAAUCCCUCAUCGUCAAUGACCGACAGAGGCUGAUCGUCAAGAACAACAUAGUGGCUUAGUCCAGGUCUCUGAGCGAGAGCGAGGCCUCCUCCCUUUAGCCGACCCACGUGAAGAAGAAUUUGGCAGUAACAUACUACCCGAGAGAUGAAUGAGGUUUCCUCCACAUUAUUAAAGCGUUGUCGCCUGGUCAGGGCUGAGACUGACCCCGUUUCCAAUGCUCAAAACUCUUCCAGUCAGGAUGCUUCAGGGGACAAAGAAUCCGCCUUCCCUCUCUCCUCAGUGGCCGGCCUCCUAGAUGUAGAGGAUAACAGUCCUACUGCUGCCACCCGAACAGAGACCAAGCCGAAUCGUCGCAGGUUUCAUGGAGCCUUCAAGAAGGGCAACCCCAUGGACCUGCUUGAGUCCUCUAUCUAUGAGACUCCAGUGACCACAGGACCCAAACAGGCCCCCAUGGACUCACUUUUCGAUUAUGGCACGUGUCGCGCUGCUAAUAACCAAAAAUGGCGCAGGAAGAAGCUUGCUCGAGGGACCACAGAGAACGUAGCGACAUGUGAUGAGACCAGCUCGGACCCUCCGAGGGUGCUGAAGGUGUUUAAUCGUGCACUGCUUUUCGAUGCUGUGUCUCGAGCUGACCCGGAUGCUCUGGACGGUCUGCUGGAGUUCCUGCAGAGCCACAACAAGAGACUGACGGACGAGGAGUUCAGAGAGCUAUCCACAGGGAAAACGUGUCUUCUCAAAGCUCUGCUGAAUUUAUAUGGUGGGAGGAACGACACCAUCCCGCUGGUGCUGGACAUCGCUGAGCAGACAGGAAACCUGCACGAGUUCGUCAACACGCCCUUCAGGGACCUCUACUACCGUGGUCAGACGGCGCUGCACAUUGCCAUCGAGCGACGCUGUAAACACUACGCUGAGAUGCUGGUGGAGAAAGAAGCUGAUGUUCACGCACAGGCUCGGGGACGCUUCUUCCAGCCCCGAGACGAGGGGGGGUAUUUUUACUUCGGUGAGCUCCCGCUCUCGCUGGCCGCCUGCACUAACCAACCCGCCCUGGUGCACUAUCUGACCGAGAACAGUCACAAGACAGCAGAUCUGCGGCGUCAGGACUCACGAGGCAACACGGCCCUGCAUGCGCUCGUGCACGUGGCUGACAACACACGUGAAAACACACGCUUUGUCACUAAGAUGUAUGACCUGCUGCUUAUCAAAAGUGCCAAACUUCACCCAGAAUGCAACCUGGAGCAGGUGCUCAAUAAUGAUGGCAUGUCACCACUCAUGAUGGCCGCCAAACUCGGCAAGAUCGGGGUUUUCCAGCACAUCAUUCGGAGAGAAAUCAAAGAUGAUGAGGUGCGUCACCUGUGCAGGAAGUUUAAGGACUGGGCAUAUGGACCUGUUUACUCGUCGCUUUAUGACCUGUCCUACCUUGACACAUGCGGCGAGGACGUCUCUGUGCUGGAGAUCCUCGUCUACAACAGCAGGAUCGAGAACCGUCAUGAGAUGUUGGCUGUGGAGCCAAUUAACGAACUGCUGAGGGCAAAAUGGCAAAAAUUUGCUGCCAUGACUUUCUACAUCAGCGUGGUGUCAUACCUCAUCACCAUGAUCAUCUUCACACUCGUCGCCUACUACCGUCCUUCAGGAAGCAGGCCUCCGUAUCCAUACGAAACAAUGGGAGACAAACUGCGUCUGGCAGGAGAACUCCUCACCCUCGGCUCUGGAUUGUUUUUCUUCCUAAGUAAUAUAAAGGACCUGUUUCUGAAGAAGUGUCCAGCCGUGAGCUCCUUAUUUAUAGAUGGAUCAUUUCAAUUCCUCUACUUUGUGUACUCAGUGCUGGUGUUGGUGACGGCGGCUCUGUACUUGGCCGGGGUGCAGGCCUACGUGACAGUGAUGGUGUGUGCGCUGGUGUUAGGAUGGAUGAACACACUUUAUUUCACCAGAGGCUUCAAACUCACUGGCACGUACAGCAUCAUGAUCCAGAAGAUUCUGUUUAAAGAUCUGUUCCGCUUCCUGCUGGUCUACGUUCUCUUCAUGAUUGGCUAUGCCUCAGCUCUGGUGUCUCUGCUCAAUCCAUGUCCCCCCAACAGCACAGACACCCAGUGGGACAUCACAAAAAAGUCAUACUGCCGAGACACGGCGGCUUUCAGCACCUUUCUGCUGGACCUGUUCAAGUUGACCAUCGGCUUGGGAAACCUGGAAGAAAUGGUGCAGGGGAUGCAGUACCCCGCGGUCUGCCUUAUCCUCGCAGUCACCUACAUCGUCCUCUCCUUUGUGCUCCUGCUUAACAUGCUGAUCGCUCUGAUGGGUCAGACCGUCACCAAGGUGUCCAAACAGAGCAAGAAGAUCUGGAAGCUGCAGUGGGCUACAACGAUCCUGGACAUUGAGCGCUCUUUACCUGUGUGUCUGCGCAAGAAGUUCCGUGUGGGUGAAAUGGUGACAGUGGGCAGGAACUGGGAUGAGACGCCUGAUAAACGCUGGUGCUUCAGAGUGGAUGAGGUGAAGUGGUCAGACUGGAACCACAAUCUGGGAAUCAUUAAUGAGGAUCCAGGACACAAAGAGCAAAACGAACACAUACACAACACCACGAGACGACUACGACGAGAUCGCUGGUCCACGGUGGUUCCUCGUGUAGUGGAGCUGAAUAGAGGCUCCAGAUCCAGAGACCAUGUGGUGGAGAUGAUGGAGCCCUUGAAGCACAGAAACAGUUUCAACUCAAGCUAGAACUGGACUGAACCACAGAGCUGUAAUGAAAUUUAAAUUGUUAUUUCAAUCACUGUAAAACUCCUACAUCCACUCCUAUCUCCACAUAUACUGGGGUGAAAAUCUAAAUGAGCUCUAGUCAUGAUGCCACAACAAUACGGUCAAAAGCAUUAAUGGCCACACAGAGAAAGAACAGGACCAAAGCAGGACCCGAGCAGGACCAGAGCAGGACCCGAGCAGGACAGGACUAUAUCAUGGCUACACAACAGGGAGGACAAAAUUCACAAUGAUCAAUAAAUAAAGACAGAACGGGCACUUAAACAAAGACAACACAGUAACAGAUGGAUUGGGAACAGAACAGAUCUAGAUCGGACCAAAACAGGACCAGGACACAGAAGACUGGACCAGAACAGGACCAGGAGUCCAAAUCCACUCCAAUCCCUGUACAGGAGAGGAAGUCCAUAUCAGCUGAAGUCACUUCAUAUUGACACCUUUUUUUUUU